Molecule: messenger RNA, 3244 nt
Organism: Mustela erminea (ermine)
Lineage: Eukaryota; Metazoa; Chordata; Mammalia; Carnivora; Mustelidae
Gene: DIS3
Product: DIS3 homolog, exosome endoribonuclease and 3'-5' exoribonuclease
Exons: 21
Coding region: 308-3184 (958 amino acids)
Biological process (GO): rRNA catabolic process
Cellular component (GO): nuclear exosome (RNase complex); cytoplasmic exosome (RNase complex)
Molecular function (GO): RNA binding; endonuclease activity; 3'-5'-RNA exonuclease activity
Source: RefSeq, a predicted model, not a curated record
CCUGGAUCCACCCCAACGCGGGAAGCAGUGCAUGCUGGAAGUUGUAGUCCAGAGGCCAGCCCCGCCCUGGUCCUGUUGGAAAUAGCUCCGGGCUCCGCCCAUCCUCCUCCUUUUCGCCCAAUUCUCGGAGACCUCAGAGAGCCAACAAACGUCAGCCUCGACGUUUUCCCGCGAGAGCUAUUUAUUAAUACCCUGGAGCGGGAAGGGCUGAACUUCGGGUUAAAGUAUAGUUGUACCGCAGGGCUUCUACUUGGCACUUUUCACCGGAAGAGCGCCGUCGGGGUCAGGAUUCCGAGCUACAAGCAAGAUGCUCAAGUCCAAGACUUUCUUAAAAAAGACGCGGGCGGGCGGCGUGAUGAAGAUCGUGCGCGAGCAUUACCUGCGGGACGACAUUGGCUGCGGCGCGCCCGGGUGCGCGGCGUGCGACGGUGCUCAUGAGGGGCCAGUCCUCGAGCCGCAGCCCCUGGAUCCGGCGAGCAGCCUGUGCCCCCGACCACACUACUUGCUUCCGGACACCAACGUGCUACUGCACCAGAUCGAUGUUCUUGAGGACCCUGCCAUCAGGAAUGUGAUUGUACUACAAACAGUUCUGCAGGAAGUGCGAAAUCGGAGUGCUCCGGUAUAUAAGCGAAUCAGAGAUGUGACUAAUAACCAGGAGAAGCAUUUCUAUACGUUCACUAAUGAGCACCAUAGAGAAACUUAUGUAGAACAAGAACAGGGAGAAAAUGCUAAUGACAGGAAUGAUAGAGCCAUUCGAGUAGCAGCAAAAUGGUACAAUGAACAUUUGAAGAAAAUAUCAGCAGAAAAUCAUCUACAAGUUAUCUUUAUAACAAAUGACAAGAAAAACAAAGAAAAAGCCAUAGAAGAAGGAAUACCAGCUUUCACCUGUGAAGAGUAUGUAAAGAGCCUGACUGCUAACCCGGAGCUCAUAGAUCGUCUUGCUUGUUUGUCUGAAGAAGGGAAUGAAAUAGAAAGUGGAAGAAUAAUAUUUUCAGAGCAUCUUCCUUUAAGUAAGCUACAGCAAGGCAUAAAAUCUGGGACAUACCUUCAAGGAACAUUUAGAGCAAGCAGGGAAAAUUACUUAGAAGCUACAGUAUGGGUUCAUGGAGACACAGAAGACGAUAAAGAGAUAAUCUUACAGGGACUUAAGAAUUUAAAUCGAGCUGUUCAUGAAGAUAUUGUUGCUGUAGAACUUCUUCCCAAGAAUCAGUGGGUGGCCCCAUCUUCUGUGGUUUUACACGAUGAAGGUCAAAAUGAAGAUGAUGUGGAAAAAGAAGAGGAAAGAGAACGCAUUCUUAAGACUGCUGCAAAUGAAAAAAUGUUAAAGCCCACAGGUAGAGUUGUAGGAAUAAUAAAAAGAAAUUGGAGACCAUACUGUGGCAUGCUUUCCAAGUCUGAUAUUAAAGAGUCAAGAAGACAUCUCUUUACCCCUGCUGAUAGGAGAAUCCCUAGAAUUCGAAUAGAAACCAGACAGGCUUCUGCAUUGGAAGGAAGGAGGAUUAUUGUUGCCAUUGAUGGUUGGCCCAGAAAUUCCAGAUAUCCAAAUGGACAUUUUGUAAAAAACUUAGGUGACGUUGGAGAUAAAGAGACUGAAACAGAAGUUUUGUUGCUUGAGCACGACGUUCCCCAUCAGCCUUUUUCACAGGCUGUUCUUAGCUUUCUUCCAAAGAUGCCCUGGAGCAUUACUGAAAAGGACAUGAAAAACCGAGAAGACCUGCGACAUCUGUGUGUUUGUAGUGUGGACCCUCCAGGAUGUACUGACAUAGAUGAUGCUCUACAUUGUAGAGAACUGGAAAAUGGAAAUUUGGAGGUUGGUGUUCAUAUUGCAGAUGUUAGCCAUUUUAUUAGGCCAGGAAAUGCUUUGGAUCAAGAGUCAGCCAGAAGGGGAACAACUGUUUAUCUUUGUGAAAAGAGGAUUGACAUGGUUCCAGAGUUGCUUAGCUCUAAUUUAUGUUCCUUAAGAUGUAACGUUGACAGGUUGGCAUUUUCGUGUAUUUGGGAAAUGAAUCACAAUGCUGAAAUCUUGAAAGUGAGGUUUACCAAAAGUGCCAUUAAUUCAAAGGCUUCCCUUACAUAUGCUGAAGCUCAGAUGAGAAUUGAUUCUGCAGCCAUGAAUGAUGAGAUUACCACUAGUCUCCGUGGACUAAACAAACUAGCUAAAAUUUUGAAAAAAAGAAGAAUUGAAAAAGGGGCUUUGACUCUUUCUUCUCCGGAAGUUCGAUUCCACAUGGACAGUGAAACUCAUGAUCCUAUAGAUCUGCAGACCAAGGAACUUAGGGAAACAAAUUCCAUGGUGGAAGAAUUUAUGUUACUGGCCAAUAUCUCUGUUGCAAAAAAAAUUCAUGAAGAAUUUUCAGAACAUGCCUUGCUUCGAAAACACCCAGCUCCUCCUCCAUCAAAUUAUGAAAUUCUUGUUAAGGCAGCUAAAUCCAAGAAUUUGGAAAUUAAAACUGAUACAGCCAAGUCUUUGGCUGACUCUUUGGACCGGGCGGAUUCUCCGACUUUUCCGUAUCUCAACACUCUCUUAAGGAUCUUAGCCACUCGCUGUAUGAUGCAGGCUGUGUACUUCUGCUCUGGAAUGGAUAACGAUUUUCAUCACUAUGGCUUAGCAUCGCCGAUAUACACACAUUUUACUUCACCCAUCAGAAGGUAUGCAGACAUCAUCGUCCAUCGAUUGUUGGCUGUGGCUAUUGGGGCUGACUGUACUUAUCCAGAGUUGACAGACAAACACAAACUUGCAGAUUUAUGUAAGAAUCUCAAUUUCCGGCACAAAAUGGCUCAGUAUGCCCAGCGUGCAUCAGUGGCUUUUCAUACCCAGUUGUUUUUCAAAAGCAAAGGAAUAGUAAGUGAAGAAGCCUAUAUUCUGUUUGUAAGAAAGAAUGCUAUUGUGGUGUUAAUUCCAAAGUAUGGUUUAGAAGGUACCGUCUUUUUUGAAGAAAAGGACAAACCAAAGCCAAGGCUUAUUUAUGAUGAUGAGAUACCUUCCCUUAAAAUAGAGGAUACAGUGUUCCAUAUAUUUGAUAAAGUUAAAGUGAAAAUCAUGCUAGACUCAUCCAAUCUUCAGCAUCAGAAAAUCCGAAUGUCCCUAGUAGAACCGCAGAUACCAGGAAUAAGCAUUUCGGCUGAUACUCCAAACGUGGACAUUGAUGAACCAGAGAGAAAGAAGAAGAAACGUGAGAAAUAGCUACCCUCAACAAAAAAACUUCAAAGACUGGUUUUCUUAAAAAAAAAAAAAAAAAAAAAA